AUGGAUUCUACCCAUUUGACUGCGGAGGUCAGUGACGAGAAUUUCGAGAAUUGGAGCAAAGCUUUGACCAUCAUGCACGAAGACGAGCGCUUCUAUGAGUAUCUAAUCAAGCAGUUCUUGGAGGCGUUCCCGGAGAUUCCGCCGCAUGGAUCAAGUCUCGGGGUGGUUUUCGGAGGAGGCCUCCUGGGGAUCGGUGCCGUCCGUUGCCUUUUGUCAAAGUGA
Seminavis robusta is the source of this 222-nucleotide messenger RNA. The record is from the annotation of a GenBank genome assembly. Lineage: Eukaryota; Bacillariophyta; Bacillariophyceae; Naviculales; Naviculaceae.